AACAGACAAAAUAUAUUAUAUCACUUUAUUGUUUUUAUUGCUAUUAUUAUCGGGGGGAAAAAGAAGACAAUCGAUUGUGGAGUAGCAGACGAAACUCUUGGAUGAAAUCACAAAGAGAGGAAAAUAAUUGAGAACAAAUUUGGCUAAUAAAAUUUCUCAUUCAAGAAACAAACAAACACAAUAAAUUGAGAGGACCGACUUUUUCUUGCACAAGGAAAAGAAGAUAAAACGGACCAACUUUGAUAUCAAUAAUUGAAUAUUGAUAACGAUGACACACCCGAUUCCUAUCAAAGUAAUCUUUUGAUCUUGCAAUGACAUAUACUAUCUAUUAAUGUAAAUUCUACAUUUUAGACAUAAUUAUAUUUCUUCCUUUAUUUGCUUUGCAUAGGUUAUCUAUUUAUGCAAAGUUUACGUUCAUGUAAUACACACAUAAUAUUUAUGAUUGAGAUAUUCUUUCACAUGGUAUCAAAGCCUAAAGCUUUAAUCUAGGUCUACUGUACCAGUCAUCUCUGCUCCCUCUGUCGUGAAACCCAUCGACAAUGAAGUCCUCCACGUUUCUUAGAUAAGCUUCGAUCAAAUCCAUUUGUGCAUCUCCUUCUUCGUUUAUCGUCUUCCUCUGUUUGCACAUCUCUAUUCAUCAUUCGUUCAGAUCUAUUCUUCGUUCAGAUCUGAAUAACAGAUCUUGCACUCUACUUUGUGCGUCCCUCUAUUCAGAUCAUUGCAAAUCUCGUCCAACCUCUUCACAGCGCUCCAGAUCCCACGAAUCCUAGUCGAGGAAUUUCGGUUUCGUACGUUGUGCGAGAAGUUUCGCACAUUGCCACGUUUUUGUGGCUGUCACUUCAUCUUUGUACGUCGUCUUGUUUAGACCACCAUUCGCUUAUUUGGCCGUCGCAAAACACGCUGACAACAUUUGUUGUCUCCAUUCAACUCCACCAUCUUUGUUUAUUUGAGUGAACCACCGAUUGUUGAUGAUAUGAUUAUUACUAGAAAUGACCCGCAUGCCAUAUUUGACCAACAACAUUAUCUUGGUCAACAUUUGAAAGACCUUGGAUCUUUCAACUAUUUUCUUGGCCUUGAAGUCUCUCGAUGCUCGAAUCAAGCAAAAUAUUUCUCUUAUCUUUUAGCCUGCUUUGGAAUUACUGACUCCAACACAGCUUCAACACCGUUAGAUCCCAAUGUUCAUCUAACUCCUUUUGAUGGUGUUCAUCUUGAAAUGUGAGUUUAUAUCGGCAACCUGUUGGCAAUCUCAUCUAUCUAACAAUGACUCAUCCAAACAUUGCAUAUGUUAUUCAUAUUGUUAGUCAGUUUAUGGCUGCUCCUCGAACCAUCCAUUUUAUUGUUGUUUUGCGCAUCCUUCGCUAUAUUAAGGGAACUUUGGGGCAUGAUUUUCAAUUCUCUUCUCAAUCUUUCCUUGUGUUAUCUAACUAUUAUGAUGCUAAUUGGGUUGGGGAUCACACUAAUCGACGAUCUACCACGGGUUACUAUUUCUACUUAGGUGAUUUUCUCAUUUCGUGGUGUAGUAAGAAACAAAGUGUUGUCUCCCGUUCCAGUAUUGAAUCCAAAUAUCGUGCUCUUUGGUGAUAUGGGUGCCCCUCAACAGGAUCUCAUAUUUCUUCCUUGUGACAAUCAUAGUGCCAUUCAAAUUGCUCAUAAUGAUGUCUUUCAUGAUCGUACAAAGCACAUCGAAAACGACUGUCACUUUGUUCGUCAGCACCUCUUGAGCAACACCGUCCUCCUUUUACGCUCUAUUUCCACUACUGAGCAACCCGCAAAUAUCUUCACCAAAGUUUUAUCACCUAAUCGCUUCCAUCAGUUACUUACCAAACUCAAGUUGACCGUCACUCUACCAUCUUGAGUUUGAAGGAUGGUAUUAAUAUAAUGUACGAGAAAAUGAAAAUAGAAGUAGAAAAUAUUUGUGAGAAAGGUAUGGACGAAUUGUUGAAUGUAAAAGAAGAGUGUAUGGCUUUCAACCCAUGGAGGACCAAAUCCUUUACUCCUAAACAUCAUCCCGCUGUUAUUCAGGUACUAUUGGAGAGCAGUAAAAACAAAGACAUCAGUGGAGAGGCAUUACCAAAUCUCAUCUAUGUUUCAAGACAAAAAAGUUUAACUUCUCAUCACCAUUUCAAGGCUGGUGCUCUUAACACUCUGCUUCGAGUAUCAGCUACAAUGACAAAUGCACCAAUAAUUCUAACUUUGGAUUGUGACAUGUAUUCCAAUGAUCCUCAUACACCUGCUCGUGCCCUGUGCUAUUUCUUGGAUUCGAAACUUGGAAAUAACUUAGGUUAUGUUCAGUUCCCUCAACGGUUUAGUGGAGUCAGCAAAAAUGAUAUAUAUGGAGGAGAAUUAAAACACGUAUUUAUGAUGAAUCCAGUUGGUUUUAAUGGGCUUUUAGGCACAAAUUACGCUGGCACAGGCACUUUCUUUAUUCGACGGGUAUUCUUUGGAGGCCCAUCAUCAUUUGAGUCAUUUGAUCUCUCCAAACAUAGUCCAAAUCAUGUUGUUGAAAGGUCCAUUGAGUCUCAAGAGGUCUUGGACUUGGCUCAUUUGGUUGCAAGUUGUGAUUAUGAGAAUAAUACCGAAUGGGGUUGUAAGUUGGGGUUUAGAUAUGGGUCAUUGGUGGAGGACUUUAUCACAGGAUAUUGUUUGCAAUCUGAGGGGUGGAGGAGUGUAUUCUGCAACCCAAAAAGGGUUGCUUUUUAUGGUGAUGUGCCGAUCAACCUUCUUGACGGGUUGAAUCAAAUCAAAAGAUGGAGUAUUGGGUUUUUCGAAGUUGCUUUCUCAAAGUACAACCCAAUCACAUAUGGUGUAAGAUCCAUGGGCCUUCUCAUGGGGCUUUGUUACACACAUUAUGCAUUUUGGCUCGCUUGGUGCAUUCCGGUCACUGUCUACGCCUUCCUCCCUCAGUUGGCUCUCAUCAAUGGCAUUCAAAUCUUCCCACAGGUUUGGGAUGCAUGGUUUGUAGUAUACAUAUUUUUGUUCCUUGGAGCAUAUGGUCAGGACCUUGUAGAGUUCAUCCAUGCUGAAGGAACAUUAAAAAAAUGGUGGAAUGAUCAAAGAAUGUGGAUGAUAAGAUCUGUAUCUAGUUUCUUGUUUGGCUGCAUAGAGUUCACAUUGAAGUCUCUAGGGAUUAAUCCCAAUUUUGGUUUCAACCUCACCAGCAAAGCAAUGAAUGAAGAAGAAAGCAAGAGGUACAAGCAAGAGUUGUUCGAGUUCGGAGUUUUCUCGCCAAUGUUCGUUCCCAUUACCACUGCUGCCAUCGUCAACUUAGCAAGUUUUGUCUGUGGGUUGAUCAGAAUUUGGAAAUCAGGGGGGGCGUGGGAACAUUUGUUUGCUCAGAUGUUGGUGGCUGGAUUUGGUGUGGUGAAUUGUUGGCCAAUUUAUGAAGCCAUGGCUUUGAGGAACGAUGAAGGGAAGUUGCCACCCAAACUUACUUUCUUUUCUAUCUCUCUUGCUUUACUUCUUUCUUAUUUUGCUUCUUUUUUUCACUAGAAAAAUAUAUUCAGUUGAGAAUGUCUAGAACACGACUUAUCAUAAAAUUAAAUUAUACAUUCUAUUUUGCAGUUGGGUUUGGAUAUGAAUAUCUGGUUGAAGAUUA
Messenger RNA from Cucumis sativus (cucumber), 3595 nucleotides. Its product is annotated as cellulose synthase-like protein G2. The coding region runs from base 1879 to 3489 and encodes 536 amino acids. Gene Ontology annotation, molecular function: mannan synthase activity; cellulose synthase (UDP-forming) activity. Lineage: Eukaryota; Viridiplantae; Streptophyta; Magnoliopsida; Cucurbitales; Cucurbitaceae. The record is from RefSeq and is a predicted model, not a curated record. The transcript has 6 exons. Gene Ontology annotation, biological process: plant-type primary cell wall biogenesis; cellulose biosynthetic process. Gene Ontology annotation, cellular component: plasma membrane; trans-Golgi network.